AUGGUCGACGACAGCGAUGAUCCUCGCCACGUCGAACUCGAGACCCUCGAGGCCAUCUAUCCCGAGAUUCGACGUCCAAAUGAAAAGGACCUCUUCACCUUCGAGAUAGAACUCCCCGUUGAGCCUGCUGCUCCCGUUACCGUCACAUUUCCCGCAGCUUCUGCAGGCACUCUGCCCGCCCUGAAUGUCGCCGGUUCAUCCAUCGACAAUGUCCAGCCCGAGGUGGACUCUCUUGAAGUCUCCCACCUCCCAGCUCUGUGUCUUCGCAUCUCUCUCCCAGAUGGCUACCCUGUAGAUGUCCCGCCCAGAGUUGUGAUUUCGACGACUCCCCAGUGGCUUGCCCCGGAGACGAUCGAGAGACUCCAGGACGAUGGACCUCGUUUGUGGGAUGAGAUUGGUCGUGACAUGGUUGCUUUCACCUACAUUGACCACAUCCAACAAGCCGCAGACCAUGUCUUUGGGGCCAUAUCCCCAGAGGGAACGCUCCAGGUCGAUCCAGAGCAUAAGCUUGCUGUGUUGGACCACGAUAUCAAAGCAAAGAAGGCCGCGUUCGAGAAGGAGACAUUUGAUUGCGGAGUUUGCCUAGAUCCUAAGAAGGGUACCAAGUGUCACAAGAUGCUGGACUGCGGUCACAUCUUUUGCCUCCAGUGUCUCCAAGAUUUCUACAAUGACGCAGUUAACGACGGAAACCUCUCGACCGUGCGGUGUUUGGCUCCCAACUGCGCCAAGGAGCGCUCUAAAGUCAAGGACAACGGCGGGCCAUCGUCAAAGCAGAUCAAGAAGCCCAAGGUCACUAUCAGCCCCAGCGAGCUCUUACAGAUUGGACUCUCCGAGGACAUGGUCAAGCGCUACGUCACCCUGAAAUACAAGACGGAACUCGAAUCUGACAAGAACACCAUCUACUGCCCUCGCCAAUGGUGCAACGGCGCGGCUCGUUCGAAGCGUCACAAGAAGCCGGAAGGUCUUGACUUUGCCGAGACCUCUGACGGCGAAUCCGACCACGACGACAAGGCAGAAGACGAAAAAGCUGGCGAGAAAUCCAAGAAGAAGGCCAAGAAGUUCAACCCAGCCGACUUCUUGUCCGUCUGCGAAGACUGCGGCUUUGCCUUCUGCGGCCAGUGCUAUCAGUCAUGGCAUGGCGAAUUCGUCCGGUGUGCGCCCCGUCGCGAAAAGGGCGAGCUCAGCGAGGAGGAGAAGGCAUCGAUCGAAUAUCUCCAGCUUCAUACCAGCCCGUGCCCUACCUGCAAUGCCCCAGCUCAGAAGACCCAUGGCUGUAACCACAUGAUCUGUUCACGAUGCGAUACCCAUUUCUGCUACCUAUGUUCUGCCUGGCUGGACCCAGGGAACCCCUAUCGUCACUACAAUACACAGCCUGGCGGCAAGGUUACGUCGUGCUUCAUGCGCCUGUGGGAGCUGGAAGGCGGCGACGGCGACGACGUGGGCCUGGGGUUCGUCGGAGGUCGGGGGGAUGGUGCGAACCAGCCGGUUGCCGAACCUGCAGAGAUUGAUCUAGACUUUGCAUCAGAUGAAAGCGAUGCCGAGGCCGACGAGAAUAACAACCACAACCACAACAAUAACAACCUCAACAACCGGCAACUUGAUGAACAAGGCCAAGCAGUUGCCGUUGCCCGAGAGGCGCCCCUUGUUCUCCGGCUCGUGGACAACCAACCCCGAGACGGCCGCAACGGCCACCGACCGGUUCCCCCAGCUGCACCAGACGCACCCCAUCCCGCAGCACGCGGCCAUGGGCCACACCGGGGUCCUCUAGGACGUGGGCGUGGCGCUAGGGGAGGUCGAGGGCCGGCCGGGGUCGCAGGGCGAGGGGCAGCGGCAGUGGGAGGAGGAGCUCGAGGUGGUGGCGCCGGAGGAGGAGGAGGAGGAGGUGUCGCUAAUCGACAACGUCAGAAUCAGCGACAGCAGCAGCAGCCACAGAACCAGGGGCAAAACAACAACAACAACGUAGAUCACAUCAACCCCCCGGCGGGUCUUGAUGCAGCACAGGAGGAGUGGGUGCGUCGAUUCGUGCAGAUGGCGUUGAUUGACGCUGAGGACGAGGUCGAGGGCGACUCGGACGACGAGGGCGACGGUUGGAUAAUCCAAUGA
This is a messenger RNA of Ilyonectria robusta, 2103 nucleotides long. Its product is annotated as RWD domain-containing protein. The coding region runs from base 1 to 2103 and encodes 700 amino acids. The transcript has 2 exons. Gene Ontology annotation, molecular function: zinc ion binding; ubiquitin protein ligase activity; ubiquitin conjugating enzyme binding. The record is from RefSeq and is a predicted model, not a curated record. Gene Ontology annotation, biological process: protein polyubiquitination; positive regulation of proteasomal ubiquitin-dependent protein catabolic process; ubiquitin-dependent protein catabolic process. Gene Ontology annotation, cellular component: ubiquitin ligase complex; cytoplasm. NCBI's taxonomy places the organism in Eukaryota, Fungi, Ascomycota, Sordariomycetes, Hypocreales, Nectriaceae.